AGUAACACUUCCGGUUAUGGUGGCUUCUUAACUGACAGCCGGGCGCUUAAGGAAAGAAGCUACUUUCUACGGUUUUAGACGGCUUUUCCGACCACAGCCUCGGUGUAUUUUUUUUGUCGGAAACUACCCGUCAAAGGCGGAGUGCCGGUGGGUGUGUUAAAUCCAGCCGGCGGAAGGGAGCCCUCCUAUAAGCGAAUAAGGCUCGUCGUGCGUGGCCACUGGUAAGCUAGCAGAGAGGAGGGUGGGGACAAAACUUCCCGAGACCUCGCCCCAGCCGUUGUUUCACUCCACGGCAUUCAGGCAGCUACGUUCCGGUCCGGGCCAGAGAGAGAGAGAGAGAGAGAGACCCCCUCAGAGCUUCAUUAGGCAACCAUUCCAAGGGGAGACCGACACGGCGGCAGAAACCGAAGGGUAGAAAGCAGCAACCAUGUUCAGGAAGACCUUGAAGAAGGACCCCGAGCUGUUCCAGAACGUGUCGGAAGGGCUGCGGAAGCUCUACCGCACCAAGCUGUUCCCCCUGGAGGACGCCUAUCGGUUCCACGACUUCCACUCCCCGGCGCUGGAAGAUGCCGACUUCGACAACAAGCCCAUGGUGCUCCUGGUGGGCCAGUACUCCACCGGCAAGACCACCUUCAUCCGGCACCUCAUGGAGCAGGACUUCCCCGGCAUGCGCAUUGGCCCCGAGCCCACCACGGACUCUUUCAUCGCGGUGAUGCACGGCGAGCAGGACGGGGUGAUCCCGGGGAAUGCCCUGGUGGUGGACCCCAAGAAGCCUUUCCGGAAACUCAACGCCUUUGGAAACGCCUUUCUCAACAGAUUCAUGUGUGCCCAGAUGCCCAAUCCUGUCCUGGAAAGCAUCAGCAUCAUUGAUACUCCUGGAAUCCUGUCUGGAGAAAAACAGAGGAUAAGCAGAGGUUAUGACUUCGCCGCAGUGCUGGAGUGGUUCGCCGAGCGCGUGGACCGCAUCAUCCUCCUGUUCGACGCCCACAAGCUGGACAUCUCCGACGAGUUCUCCGAGGUGAUCCGGGCGCUGAAGAACCACGAGGACAAGAUGCGCGUGGUUCUGAACAAGGCGGACCAGAUCAGCACCCAGCAGCUGAUGAGGGUCUACGGAGCGCUGAUGUGGUCCCUGGGAAAGAUCAUCAACACACCCGAGGUGGUACGUGUGUACAUCGGGUCAUUCUGGGCUCAGCCACUCCUGGUCCCUGAUAACAGGAAGCUGUUUGAGGCGGAGGAGCAGGACCUGUUCUUGGACAUCCAGUCUCUGCCACGCAACGCUGCCCUGCGCAAACUCAAUGACCUCAUCAAACGGGCGCGCCUCGCUAAGGUUCAAGCCUACAUCAUCAGCUCCCUGAAGAAGGAGAUGCCCAGUGUGUUCGGGAAGGAGUCCAAGAAGAAGGAGCUGAUCGCCAACCUGGGGGAGAUCUACCAAAAAAUCGAGAAGGAGCACCAGAUCUCACCUGGAGACUUCCCCAAACUUGAAAAGAUGCAGGAGCUGCUCAACGGUCAGGACUUCACCAAAUUUGCGUCGCUGAAGCCCAAGCUGCUGGAGGCGGUGGAGGACAUGCUCGCCAAUGACAUCGCCCGACUCAUGGCGAUGGUGCGCCAGGAGGAAUCCGCCAUGCCGAGCCAGACGGUCAAGGGCGGCGCCUUCGAGGGAACCAUGAGCGGCCCCUUCGGCCACGGCUACGGCGAGGGCGCCAGCGAAGGCAUCGACGAGCUGGAGUGGGUGGUGGGCCGCGACAAGCCCUCGUACGACGAGAUCUUCUACACCCUCUCCCCCAUCAACGGCAAAGUGUCCGGCGCCGCUGCCAAGAAGGAGAUGCUGAAGUCCAAGCUGCCCAACACGGUGCUGGGGAAGAUCUGGAAGCUGGCCGACGUGGAUAAAGACGGCUACCUGGACGACGAGGAGUUCGCUCUGGCCAACCACCUGAUCAAGGUGAAGCUGGAGGGCCACGAGCUGCCGGCGGCGCUGCCCGAGCACCUGGUGCCCCCGUCCAAACGCGGGACUGCGCUGGAAGCUUAGGGCUGUCUGGGGCGGAGAGAUCGGGGCGCAUCAACACUCAUGUUCAGGACUCUCAGUGCCAAAAGUUCAACCGCGAGCAUGAACAGCUUUGUCCUCCAUCACGCUGCGAGUCCCAUCAGGCCUCCUGACUGCCGGGACGAGGCAGCGCUGCCAUGUUCUCCACCAGAGAGAGACUGGAGUGUUCCUGAGGGGGAGGGGAGGGGAGGGUCUGUCUUUGUUCAGGGGGGGAGAUAAUAAUAAAUAAUAAAUGCAUUUAUAGGUAGGGAGGAGAAAAAGGGGAGAAGUUUGUUUGUUCUGGAAGACGGUGACACGACAGAACGGGUUCAUGGAGCCUGAACGUGGAUGUAUGGAUCCCGUGUAAACAUGUCGUAUAAGUAAACAGUCAUUAUUAUAAUAAGUUGAUCCAAAGAUAUAUAGUUUUUUGUUUUUUUCCAUUUUUGGGAGAGAGAGAGGACGAGGAAAUGAAUUCAAACAGCUGUUAGAAUUACUUUAUAUUUUUGUAUUUCCUGACUGUAACUUUGACACUUUCCAAACGCUUCCCUUUUUUUGUCAUUUUGCCAGAUGAGUGAAAAGGAGUUCUGUACUGUGAGACUCGUGCUUUCCGAAGACACACGUUCUGAUCGAACGGCGUGUCGGACGAAGGUCUUAUUCAAAGCCUUUAAAGCUAAGAAAGUUAUGAAAGAAUAAAUAUUUGCUGAAUAAACUUG
Fundulus heteroclitus (mummichog) is the source of this 2733-nucleotide messenger RNA. RefSeq names its product EH-domain containing 1a (gene ehd1a). The record is from RefSeq and is a predicted model, not a curated record. Bases 428 to 2026 code for a protein of 532 amino acids. The transcript has 6 exons. Gene Ontology annotation, cellular component: plasma membrane; cytoplasm. Gene Ontology annotation, biological process: endocytosis; endosomal transport. NCBI's taxonomy places the organism in Eukaryota, Metazoa, Chordata, Actinopteri, Cyprinodontiformes, Fundulidae. Gene Ontology annotation, molecular function: calcium ion binding; protein binding; GTP binding.